Molecule: messenger RNA, 3003 nt
Organism: Oncorhynchus mykiss (rainbow trout)
Lineage: Eukaryota; Metazoa; Chordata; Actinopteri; Salmoniformes; Salmonidae
Source: RefSeq, a predicted model, not a curated record
AAUGAGCUGUUUGCAUUGUUUGUUGAAAUAAAUUCUAUGCAAUCUGAUGUAGCUCAUGGAAUGGAUGUUUCUUUUGUAUUAUAUGUUUUGUUGAGUUGAUGUUUAAAUGGCUGCCGGUCCACAGUUAUGGAGCUUUGACUUGAAGGGUUAUGGCUGUUCUAGUAAAUGUCAUUCAAUCUCAAACUUACAAUAAGAAAGUUCUCUCUCUCUCUAUGGUUGUGACAGACCACUUGUAGCCCCUCUGCUGGCCAGACCUGGUAUCUGAUACGUGAGUUCAGAUCCAGGAAGUGAAAUGUUAUAUGGGUUAGUGGGAGCCACUCCUAAGCCUACUCCUCAGCACAAUUGGAAACGAAACUCAUCUCUUCAGCUCAGUCUGCUUGCGUUUCAAAAUGGCAGAAGCCAUGGACUCAAUCAGUUGUUCAAUCUGUUUGGAGAUACUGAAGUAUCCAGUGACUAUUCCCUGUGGACACAGCUACUGUAUGGACUGUAUUAAAUGCUGUUGGGAUCAGAAGCUUGUCUGCAGCUGCCCCCAGUGCAGACAGAUCUUCCCUACAAGGCCUGUUCUGAACAAAAACACUGUCAUUGCAGAAUUGGUGGAAACACUGACAGAAAUAAAUAUGAAGAAUAUACAGGAGGUGAGACUUAAGGCAGCAGUGGAGGACAGUGAGGGGCUGUCAAAGAUGAAGGUUGUUUCACCUCCUGAACCCAAUACCAGAGAGGAGUUCUUGAAAUAUUCCUGCCAGCUCACAUUGGACCCCAACACAGCUAAUAGAUAUCUGCGUCUGUCUGAGGGGAACAGGAAGGUGACCAGGAGUGAAAACGCUGAGUCCUAUCUUCACCAUCCAGACAGAUUUAACUUCUACUGCCAGCUGUUGUGUAAAGAAGCUUUGUCUGGAACCUGCUACUGGGAGGUAGAAAGGAGUGGAAGCAAGUGUAAAGUUGCCGUGUCUUAUAAAGGGAUCUGCAGGAGAGGAGAUGGAGUGGAUGUUAGCUUUGGACGAAAUUAUCAGUCCUGGACUUUGGUCUGUGAUCCGUCUAUCUGCUAUUUCAGGCACAAUAAUAUCAAUACUGAUAUCCCUACCCCCUGCUCCUCCAGAGUAGGAGUCUACCUGGACCACAAGGCAGGAACUCUGUCCUUCUACAGUGUCUCUGACAAGAUGACCCUCCUCCACAGAGUCCAGACCACAUUCACUCAGCCCCUCUACCCUGGAUUCUGGGUUGGUCCUGGUUAUGGAUCAUCUGUGAAGAUACUGACACCAAUAUAGUAAAUUAACAAAGUUUUAUCUACACUCAUUGACUUUCAGUGUGUUCAUAAGCAUCGUAAAAUCUUUUUCAGCCUGACACAAUAACAUAAUACCUUUAUGAAAACAGUAAUACAAUCUACAAGUGAGUGCAUCUGUGCACUAUUCAGAGGAUGCAGUCCAUUUCAAUGAAAGGGAUUUAAUCUGUUAGACAUCAGCUUUGCACAAGCUCCAUUGACAAUGAGCUGUUUGCAUUGUUUGUUGAAAUAAAUUCUAUGCAAUCUGAUGUAGCUCAUGGAAUGGAUGUUUCUUUUGUAUUAUAUGUUUUGUUGAUGUUUAAAUGUCUUCCGGUCCACAGUUAUGGAGCUUUGACUUGAAGGGUUAUGGCUGUUCUAGUAAAUGUCAUUCAAUCUCAAACUUACAAUAAGAAAGUUCUCUCUCUCUCUAUGGUUGUGACAGACCACUUGUAGCCCCUCUGCUGGCCAGACCUGGUAUCUGAUACGUGAGUUCAGAUCCAGGAAGUGAAAUGUUAUAUGGGUUAGUGGGAGCCACUCCUAAGCCUACUCCUCAGCACAAUUGGAAACGAAACUCAUCUCUUCAGCUCAGUCUGCUUGCGUUUCAAAAUGGCAGAAGCCAUGGACUCAAUCAGUUGUUCAAUCUGUUUGGAGAUACUGAAGGAUCCAGUGACUAUUCCCUGUGGACACAGCUACUGUAUGGACUGUAUUAAAUGCUGUUGGGAUCAGAAGCUUGUCUGCAGCUGCCCCCAGUGCAGACAGAUCUUCCCUACAAGGCCUGUUCUGAAAAAAAACACUGUCAUUGCAGAAUUGGUGGAAACACUGACAGAAAUAGAUACGAAGAAGAUUCAGGUGAAACUUAAGGCAGCAGUGGAGGACAGUGAGGGGCUGUCAAAGAUGAAGGUUGUUUCACCUCCUGAACCCAAUACCAGAGAGGAGUUCUUGAAAUAUUCCUGCCAGCUCACAUUGGACCCCAACACAGCUAAUAGAUAUCUGCGUCUGUCUGAGGGGAACAGGAAGGUGACCAGGAGUGAAAACGCUGAGUCCUAUCUUCACCAUCCAGACAGAUUUAACUUCUACUGCCAGCUGUUGUGUAAAGAAGCUUUGUCUGGAACCUGCUACUGGGAGGUAGAAAGGAGUGGAAGCAAGUGUAAAGUUGCCGUGUCUUAUAAAGGGAUCUGCAGGAGAGGAGAUGGAGUGGAUGUUAGCUUUGGACGAAAUUAUCAGUCCUGGACUUUGGUCUGUGAUCCGUCUAUCUGCUAUUUCAGGCACAAUAAUAUCAAUACUGAUAUCCCUACCCCCUGCUCCUCCAGAGUAGGAGUCUACCUGGACCACAAGGCAGGAACUCUGUCCUUCUACAGUGUCUCUGACAAGAUGACCCUCCUCCACAGAGUCCAGACCACAUUCACUCAGCCCCUCUACCCUGGAUACUGGGUUGGUCCUGGUUAUGGAUCAUCUGUGAAGAUACUGACACCAAUAUAGUAAAUUAACAAAGUUUUAUCUACACUCAUUGACUUUCAGUGUGUUCAUAAGCAUCGUAAAAUCUUUUUCAGCCUGACACAGUAACAUAAUACCUUUAUGAAAACAGUAAUACAAUCUACAAGUGAGUGCAUCUGUGCACUAUUCAGAGGAUGCAGUCCAUUUCAAUGAAAGGGAUUUAAUCUGUUAGACAUCAGCUUUGCACAAGCUCCAUUGACAAUGAGCUGUUUGCAUUGUUUGUUGAAAUAAAUUCUAUGCAAUCUGAUGUA